Molecule: messenger RNA, 2618 nt
Organism: Strongylocentrotus purpuratus (purple sea urchin)
Lineage: Eukaryota; Metazoa; Echinodermata; Echinoidea; Camarodonta; Strongylocentrotidae
Product: methionyl-tRNA formyltransferase, mitochondrial
Exons: 12
Coding region: 195-1364 (389 amino acids)
Biological process (GO): conversion of methionyl-tRNA to N-formyl-methionyl-tRNA; biosynthetic process
Cellular component (GO): mitochondrion
Molecular function (GO): methionyl-tRNA formyltransferase activity
Source: RefSeq, a predicted model, not a curated record
AAGAGACAGGACCAAGUUCUCGCCAUCUCUCGGCGGUCGGUUGCAAGUAGAAGCUGGGUAGGGCUUUGGAUAGAAUAGAAGUCCGUAUCUUCGCAUGAUUCGAGAACUCUAUCAGAAUUUUCAAGUCAAGCUGGGAUGGAUGUACUUCAACUGAGACAAAACAAACAUAACAUUGGCAGCUGAUCCAUGCAUAGAUGAAGCAGAUCUUUAUCACAAUGCCACAUGUAAUGCUGAAAAGAGGUGUUUUCUCGAUUGGCCUGUUUCUUACAAGUCACCAUAGCAACUGUUUAAGACUUCACAGGACAAAGAACAUAGGAAAGGUUCUUUUCGCUCAGAGACAGUGUCAUGUUCACUGUCAGACAGGCCAGGAUCGGAGAUGGAAUGUGAUGUUCUUCGGGACUGAUCAUUUCUCACUUCCUCAUUUGCAGCUUAUGGAAGAAUCAAGACAGAAUGGCCACUUGAUUGACAAGCUUGAAGUUGUAGUUCCACAAAGCACGUUCAUCAAACGGCGAGGUAAAACCAGAAAACCAUCUCCAGUCUGGGAGUUUUGUCAAGAACAGCAUCUCACCUGUCACCAAUGGCCUCUGGAUGAUAACAUAUCUGGGUUCGAUGUUGGGAUCACAGUCUCUUUUGGCCAUCUACUACCAGAGUGGCUCAUCAAUAGUUUUCCACUAGGUAUACUCAAUGUGCAUCCCAGUCUCCUGCCUAGAUGGAGGGGAGGUGCACCUAUCCAGCAUACUAUACUCAAUGGUGAUGAAGUCACUGGGGUCUCCAUCAUGAGAAUCCACCCAUACAGAUUUGAUGUUGGACCCAUCCUUCUUCAGAGGGAGUACAAUGUUCCAAGCAACAGUACAACAAAAAGUCUUACCCAUCUUCUUGCCAAAAAGGGUUCAGAAUUGUUAUCGGAAGUCCUUCACAACCUUACUGAGUUUAUUGAAUAUGAAAUGCCACAGAGUGAAGAGGGCGCUACAGUAGGACUCAAAAUACCAAAUAAACUAGCCUGGAUAGACUGGGGAGCUACAACUCAGGAAAUAGACAGAUUGUACAGGGCCAUUGGAGAACAGAUGCCCCUGAAAUCUCUCUUUGGAGAAGAAGAAUUGAGACUUGAACAGAUGGUAUCUCCAGCAGAUUGCUCAGAUCAUCCAAUCUAUGAGGGGGAUGAACCAGGUCUCAUUUCUUUCCCCCAAAAUAAAAGCAUCAUCUAUGUAAGAUGUAAGGAUGGCUGGGUUGGAUUCUGCUCCAUCUCACCCAUCGGGAGGAAGAGGAUGACAGCCAAAGAGUUCUACAAUGGUUAUCUAUCAGGUCGGAGGAGAGAUGAUGAGGAGAGGAGAUGUUUUAAGAAUCAUGAUGCCACAAAUAGAUGACCCCACAUCUUCUUUCUGUGAGAGAACCUCUAAGACACUUGAUAUAGUUGGGUUGGAUUCUGCACCGCUCUCUCAUCGGUAGGAAGAGGAUGUCACCACAGACCUCUUGACAUGUAUCUCCAAAUUCAACUCUUUGAUUUAAGGAAGAAGAUGCUUGUUCCAAUCUCUGGGUGUUGUGCCCAUAUAGCUGGUUAUUUCUAAAAUAGCUGAAUAUGUUCGCCCUCUGUUGUAUGAAUGGAAAUAAUAUGAAGCAGUCUGAACAUCAAAGAUUUGAUAUGUAGGUAUGUAGAUACACGUGGGGUCCUGGUUCGUGACCGGCAGCUCAUAAAGUUGGAGGUGUUGUGUCGGCGUUGUGUUACUUUAAACUCCCCUUCCCCUCCUACCCUCCACUCCCAGUCUGCCAGUCAUUCAGGCAGAAAUUAGGACUUAAUCGCACAACAAAUGCAAGAUUGGAGUUUGGGGUCCUUGAUAGGCCGGUCUUCAUCAGCUUGAGAUUGCUAAAUAUCACGCUAUUUUCAGACGCGGGAUAUUAUUCCUAUGCUCGAUAUCGCGCCUUCACCAGACCGAUACGCUGAUCACAAACUAGCUUGAAAAAUAAUCUCAAGAUUGACGCAUGUGCACUUCAGAGUGCGGAUUUAAGAUUUUACCCGCGCUGUAAACCGUAAACAAGUACCGGCUGUGCAUGCAUGCAGUGCAUGUUAGAGCAUGUGCUACGAGCUAGUUCAUUUACAAACACCGAAAACCGGAAAUCGUUGUGCAUGAUGGGAUCAGGAUAUUUGAAUCCGUACUUCGGUCUGAUGAAGACGGGCACAAACUAUCCAGCUAUUUGGGAAAUAGCUGGAUAUUUUGCAAACUAGACCAAGAUUUCUUGGGAUAUCAAAUUAGCUGAAUAAUUUGCAAUCGGGAUAGUUCAAAUAGGGGAUAUUUGGGAAUCUCAAGCUGAUGAAGACAGGCCUGAUGUGUACUUUGUUAAACCUUAAGAAAACAUCUUGGAGAUAAUUGGGUAUGUCAAAUAACGAAAAGGGAAGAUGAUAUAUUUAUUUCACUUUUUUUGGAGGAUAUGUAUUUCUUCGUAAUUGAGACAUGUGCAUAUACCAUAUUGUGCCUAAAAUUCAUUUAAUGUUCUUUGGAUUUUGUUAUUAGUCAUCCUCAAGAGGACUGCCCUCCCAAAAAAAUGCUCCUCUAUUUCAAUCUUUUAAAUCAUUUAACUGUCCUUCAAACAACACAUCUCUAUACAUUUAAUAAGAAAAAAGU